This is a messenger RNA of Oryzias latipes (Japanese medaka), 3357 nucleotides long. Its product is annotated as lysosomal proton-coupled steroid conjugate and bile acid symporter SLC46A3. Lineage: Eukaryota; Metazoa; Chordata; Actinopteri; Beloniformes; Adrianichthyidae. Gene Ontology annotation, biological process: vacuolar transmembrane transport. Gene Ontology annotation, cellular component: lysosomal membrane. The record is from RefSeq and is a predicted model, not a curated record. Gene Ontology annotation, molecular function: transmembrane transporter activity.
AUGGAUUUUAUAACCUCUGCUGUUACAGGGUUGUCUAACGAAGCCGAUGAAAUUCGUAAACAUAACACCGAUCGAGUGUUUGUGACAGGGACCACUAUGGUCUAGAUGACAUUUUAAGCCGUCAAAGGACUAGAACUCACUUUCAAGAUUAAUACCAACAAGGGAAUCCUCCAGCAUCAACAUGAAGCGCCUUUAUCUUGUGGAGCCAGUGGUGGCCCUGUAUGCUUUUAGCAGUUUUCUCAUUUACCCACUUGUGCAGCAAUACAUCUACCGCAGGCUGUGGCUGCAGCUGACCAACACCGCCUAUCCCAUCUCCAGCAACAGCUCUAGAUGUGCACCAAGUAACAGUAGCAGCAACCAGACCGACUUCCAUAAGGAGGUACAGAAGCAGGCAUCCCUGUUCUCCAUGUAUUCAGAGCUUCUCUCCACGAUCCCAUCCUUGAUCGUCACACUCCUGCUGGUGGCUUACAGCGACCGAGGAGGACGCAAGAUCACCAUCAUCAUGCCUUUGAUUGGCUCACUGAUCUAUGCUUCGUCCUUCCUGACGGUGUCCUUCUUUGAGCUGAACAUCUAUUUGCUGAUUGGCUCAUCGUUUCUCAGCUCUCUGUUUGGGGGUUUGGGAACGUUUCUCGGGGGCUGCUUUGCUUAUAUAGCCGACUUGUGCAAGAACGAACGUCAGAGAACCUUGCGCAUGGCUGGAGUGGACAUGAUGAUUGGACUGUUGUCAGGGGUGGCUGCAAUAUCAACAGGCUACUUUCUAAGAGCAGCUGGUUUUAACUGGCCAUUUCUAACCUCAUUGUUGUGCCAGUGUCUGACCCUACUUUAUGCAAUUUUCAUCCUAGAAGAGACAGUGAAAGCUCCCAACGAAGGUGAUAUUUUCGACGAAUCUACCCGACGACAUGCACUUAAAUAUAUGGUCUGUGGUGUCUACCAGACCUUUUCAGGACUUACCUCUAAGUGUAAAAUCCUUCUGGCCCUCAUGAUGUUCAUCUUUACCAGCUUUUCCUUUGCCUACGUUGGAGGCAUUUCUUUGGUGACGCUGUAUGAACUAAACGAGCCCCUCUGCUGGAAUGAGGUUUUGAUCGGCUAUGGUUCAGCCCUGUCCACCACGGUGUUCCUGACAAGUUUUGCAGGAGUGGCAGCGCUCACAUACUGCCGUGUUCCACAGCUUCUCAUCAUCCUCCUGGGGAUCCUGUCCGUCGCAUCUGGCAUGAUCCUGAUGUCAUUUGCAAAGACCACUGUGCUGAUGUUCAUAGUGAGAAUACCAAUGCUGCUAUCUAUCAUGCCUUUCCCCGUUUUGCGCUCCAUGAUGUCAAAGAAUAUCUCCAAAUCGGAGCAGGGAGCCCUGUUUGCCUGCCUUUCUUUUCUGGAGAGUUUAACCAAUAAUGUGUCUUCUGGAGUCUUCAACAGCAUUUAUGCUGCCACUGUGGCCUGGUACCCUGGAUUUGUCUUCAUCCUAUCUGCAGGGCUCUGUUUUAUUCCCUUAUCUGCCCUUGGGGUGGUUGCUCUGAUUGGAACAGAUGUUUCCACUGAGAUCGGAAGACCAGAGACUUUCACCUCAGGAGAGGCAACGAAUGCAGAGGAAGAUCAGGAAGACAGGCCGCUGCUUAGCUGAGGGUUUGGACAACAUGCAUAAAAACAAAAACCCUUACAUAUUUUCCUGUACAUUCAGAUAUAUUUAUAAAAUUGAGAAAAUAUGCACUUAUUUAGACCUCGAAAGUACCGGUGAUGCACAGUGUUGUAUUUCUGACCAAAAUGCUUUAAUUUCCUGUUUCUAUUUUCACUUCUGUGGCUGAUCUCGAAUUUACAAUUUUAAAUUCAGCUUUUGAUAUAGUUUUGAAGUUCGUGGUGUUAAAAGACUUUCGGAAGCCCUUUUUGCAUCACAGACACAGAUUGAAGUGAAGUAUUUCUAGUAUACAUACUUUUUGAAGCAAUAAACCCCAAAAAGGAGAAUGUAAAGUUAAUACCAAAAGGGAAAAAAGCAACAGAAAUGUCUAGAAGGAUUUUUAAAGGUUUUUUUUUUUUAUGUUUGAAUUUGUGUCUUUGAAUUUUUGUCAAGAGGUGGUUGACAAUUUUUUUUUAUUAGUUGAACACAAUCUGACUGGCUGUGAGUACCGUAAUCAUAUCUCUUUUCAUGGCUUUAAUAGCGUUUUAAAUGCAAUUUGGUGGUUGUUUACCAUAGUUUUACUUUUUUGGGAUGGUGUGAUGCUUUGUUUUGUUGUCUGGUUAAAGAAAUAGGUCUAAACUUAAGUAUGAUUUUUUUUAAAUCAUGAAUAAAAUUGUAAAAAUCUGGGUUUCUAGUCAGUGGUUCUGUAGCUAUAAUAUAAUUAUAUCUUUUUCACUUAAAAGAUCAAAAUAAUUUGCUCUCAGGCAUUUGAGUGCACAGAUUUUCUGGCAGUUUUUCUGAUAAUCCUUACUAAAUGUGGACAAAAAUAUUAUUUGUGCACACAGCUUUACAAAACAUUUCUUCUGCAUCUUGUUGAAUUCUAUGUUUCUGCUUUAGUUUGCACAUUUGCGCUCUUUCUUCUGCUAAGUGGAAUAUGGUGAUAAUUGUAACUUUUUCUGCCCUUUUCCUAUUUUCAUUUUGAAAUGUCAUUAUGACAUUUUUGAAUCUUUUGAUUUGAGGAAUAUUUGUCCACUAAUUCUGUCUUUAAACUUUUUACUCUAUGCAACUUGCAUACGAAAUGAUGUAGAAAUCAGAAAAUGUUGUUUUGAUUGAACUUCUCUGCACUUUAUGCACAAUAGUUCACCUAUUGUGGAGAAUAAUUUUUGUUAUUCAAUAGUUACAAACAUUGUUUGCAUUAUUCAUAUGAACGUAAAAGAAAAGAAAACAAGGGAUUUGUCUUUUUUAAGGGAAACUGUUUGCAGAAAUGUUUUUGCCUCAUUUAAAAAAAUAUUUAUAAUGAAAAAGAUUUGGAGAAAAACGUUACUUGAUUAAAGCUAUGCACCUUUAAAAUGUAGAGAAAAAUUGACCCUACUGCGUUCUUUAUUGAAUUUGAACAUUUAAAAUUAUUAUUUUUUUCCUUUUUACCUGACUGAACCGGAAGGAAUGACCAGUUUGAUUCUCAUCAUAAAACAAACUUGCUGUAUUUGUAAUUAGCAAAUGCGCCAUGUUAAUAAAGUUUUAACAUCUUUUGUUCUAGAUUGAUAACCACACAAAGGGUUCUAAGGUCAAAAAGUAAUGUGCUAAAUACAUUUCUAAGAAUCUCUACUUUAAGAAAAAAGUACUUAGAAAAAAGUAAAAGCACAUACAUCCUUCUGAAAAAAAGACAGUGCUUUGUGUUUCAAAGACUUUUAUUUUGUAUUGAGUUGGCUAAAGUAUUUUUACUUUGAAAUAAAUUUGUUCUUUUAUUUUUA